UGUUUGGGAAGGGAAACUUCAUUAGUCAAACUUUAUUUAUAAUACAAGACUGGCAACCAUAAACUCUCAUACCCAUCUUCUUUUUUGUAUUCUCUCUUCCCCCUUUCUUCUGGUAAACUCGGAAUCAACAACGAGGAGAUAUGGAUGAGAAUAGAAAAGCACACCAAAAUUGUGCUAAUGCUGCUAAUCCCUACCAUGAAUGUGGUGCAUAUUGCCUAGAAAAGAUUGCUGGUGGCAAGGGAUAUAAAGAAAAGGACAAAAAGAUAUUAGGUAACCGCUAUGGUACAGGAGAAGCUGUGCAUAACAAAAGGACUAAUGAUGGGAACAAACGCAACCAAAUUGCCUUAAAGCAUCUAAUCCUUACCAUGAAUGCGAUGAAAAUUGCAUCCAGAAAACUUCCAAAGCUGCUACUCUGGGGAUUGGAAAAGAAUCAGAUAAUCGCAACGGUAUAAAACAAGAUGACUCUAUCAGAAAGAAUGACAAGGGACUAGUGCACCAAAAUUGCAUAAAGUCAUCAAAUCCAUACCACAAAUGUGAUGAAAAUUGCUUCAAAAGAAGUACAGAGGCCAAAGCAGAAUCAGGUUCCAAAUUCGUUGAUGCUUCCAGAAGCUUUGACCCGAAAAAGAAGGGAUCUGAGUCUCAGCCGAAAUCCUCUCGAGCACUUGAGAUUGCUCCUGCCCUAGGUGCAAUUUACCAUGGUGACCAGGAAUCCCUUCAGUCUCAUUUAUAUAGGGAGAAGAUGGAAGAAGAGAAUGGUGAGUCUUCUUCUUCUUCUGAGCGACACUCUGAAGCGAUUUAUUCCCAAGAUCAAUCUUCCGACAAGGCCCAAAUUCAGUACUCCCAACCAUUGCCUAUCUCUGGCAAAAUCACGUCUCCUGGUGAUGCACCAGCCAAAUAUGAAGCAAAGAAGGUUCUAAAUUCCGCAAAGGUAAGUUCAGAUGCAAAUACCGAGGAUGCAAAAGAAGAUGCGACUAGCUCAACCUUUAGUUUCUCAGGGAUCAUUCGAGCUUUAGCAGACGGUGAUCAGGAAGAUGUCAAAUCUGUUAUCUCUGAUUCAUGUGUAUCAGUCGGAAAAUACCAUGUGAAAGAAAGCCUCUCCUCGACCCUACAGUCAAUUCUCGAUAAACAUGGAGACAUAGCAGCUAACUGUCAGUUGGAAUCGGCUUCUAUGCGUGCAUAUUAUUUAGAGUGCUUGUGUGCUGUAGUUCAAGAUCUGCAGUUCACUUCGUUCAAGCAACUGACCAAAGCAAAAAUUAAAGAAAUGUUUGCUGUUCUCAAGGAUGUUGAAUCUGCCAAAAUUGAUGUUAGUUGGUUGCGUGGUCCGCUCAAUGAAAUCUCGGAAGCCGUUGAUCUUGUUAGUCAACCACAAACUUUUGAAGCCAAAAAGGCAAAGUAUGAAAGUUCUUUAGAGUCGAUAAAGAAAGAACUGGAAUCUCAAAUGGAAAAUCUAGCUGAGAAAGAAAAGGAGGCUGCCGAUGCUCAGGAACAGGUUGCCAAGACCAAGGCUCAUUUGGCUGACAUGGAGAAUGAAUAUUCUCAGCUGGACAAAACUCUUUCGUCUAUUGCAACUAUCACGGAGAAGUUCAGGGGCAAAUCUCUGACAAGUGAGUUCCUUUGAUGGCGAUCACGAAUAAAGACGGUACAUUAGUAUUCGAAUACCAGACACAUUGCUUCUUAUACUCGAUAGUGGCAUCAGUAGUUUGCAUAGGCAAUUAUAUAUAAUCUGAUACUUGGCU
Messenger RNA from Hibiscus syriacus, 1736 nucleotides. RefSeq lists its product as uncharacterized. Bases 740 to 1618 code for a protein of 292 amino acids. NCBI's taxonomy places the organism in Eukaryota, Viridiplantae, Streptophyta, Magnoliopsida, Malvales, Malvaceae. The record is from RefSeq and is a predicted model, not a curated record. The transcript is spliced from 6 exons.